Brassica napus (rape) is the source of this 1861-nucleotide messenger RNA. RefSeq names its product nicotinamide adenine dinucleotide transporter 2, mitochondrial-like. NCBI's taxonomy places the organism in Eukaryota, Viridiplantae, Streptophyta, Magnoliopsida, Brassicales, Brassicaceae. The coding region runs from base 722 to 1693 and encodes 323 amino acids. Gene Ontology annotation, molecular function: NAD transmembrane transporter activity. The transcript is spliced from 8 exons. The record is from RefSeq and is a predicted model, not a curated record. Gene Ontology annotation, biological process: NAD transmembrane transport.
GGGAAAGGUUUAUAGGGGGACGAGAACUCCUCUUUUUUUACCUAGUUUAGCAAAUUUUUCAAAAAAAAAUCACAUUUAAUUUUUGGUGGAGAUCAUUUUGAUGAGUGAUCAUAGGUCGUUUUGACAUAUUAUUCAGCUAAAGAUGUAUAUUCAAACAUAUAAUUUACAAUUAUUAUUUUCCAUGUUUCACAAUGCAAUUUUUUUUGUAAUAAGUUAAUUGUAGUUUAAGAAAAUAUAAAUUAAAUCUCCCGAAUAUUUGCUUUUUCCUGCCAUGAUACGUUCUUGCUAUGAUUCUGAUGAGUAGUUCUAUGGAAAAAAAAAUGUUGUAGAUAAUAGAUUCAUAUGAAAUGUGAACAAAACAUAUUUUAAUGUAUAACAGUCCAUUAUUAGACUCCAAGAAGCAAGACGUGGAAAAUGUUGACAAAAUAUAUGUAUAUAGUCCAUUUAAUGAAAAAAAAGCCAAAACAGCAAGUGCACCAUCAUCAAAGUGGCGGCUUAUGGAGUGCACCACGUGUAUUGUAACCGCCAGACAAUUUGCCGCCGUUUGGAAGAGAUGGUAAUAACAAACAUUAGCAGAGACGAAAGACUCUCUCCUUCACUAUUUUCUUGAAUCAUAUUAUAAUGCAACCAAGAGUAUCAACGUUUGUAUAUAUAAAUUGAACGAUUCAGGACUCGUUGAGUUUAUCAAUUUAGUUUAUUUUAGUGUUUGGUUUAUACUAAAAUGAGUGAAAAAUCUGGGAGCUCUGCCGUUGAUUCUAAAAGCAGUAGAGACGCCAUCUGCAACGCCGGUGCCGGAGCCGCCGCUGGUCAGCUUUCGGUUUUAUCUCAUCUUUAUCUCGAUUCUUGGUUGAUUUUGAGAACUUUCUCAGGCGCAAUCGCUGCCACUUUUGUUUGCCCAUUGGAUGUGAUCAAGACAAGGUUACAGGUUCAUGGCCUUCCUGAAACUCGAAGAGGUAGUGUGAUCAUUACAAGCCUAGGGAAUAUACUAAAGAAAGAAGGUAUUAGGGGAAUGUAUCGAGGCCUUUCACCAACCAUCAUAGCUCUCCUUCCCAAUUGGGCUGUGUACUUCUCUGUUUAUGGAAAGUUAAAGGAUCUGCUCCAGUCAAGUGAUGGAAAGCUAAGUAUUGGGGCGAACAUGGUAGCUGCAGCUGGUGCUGGAGCUUCCACAUCUAUUGCGACUAAUCCACUUUGGGUUGUGAAAACAAGAUUAAUGACACAAGGAAUGAGACCAGAUGUUGUACCUUAUAAAAGCAUGUUGUCUGCAUUUAGUAGGAUUUGUAAGGAAGAAGGAUUCCGAGGGUUAUACAGUGGUGUUAUACCUUCUUUGGUGGGAGUUAGUCAUGUUGCGAUCCAGUUUCCAGUAUAUGAAAAGAUCAAGCAAUACAUGGCAAAAGUAGGUGAUACAAGUGUGGACAAGUUAAGCCCUGGGGAAGUAGCGGUCGCCUCUUCAAUAUCCAAAGUAGUUAGGUCAAAGCUUCAAGAGCAAGGGCAAGUAAGAAAGGUUAAGGCUAAGUAUUCAGGAGUCAUUGACUGCGCAAAGAAGGUGUUUAUAAAUGAAGGAGUUCCCGGGUUUUACCGAGGCUGUGCCACUAACCUACUGAGGACAACACCUUCUGCGGUUAUUACAUUUACAAGCUAUGAGAUGAUCCAUAGGUUUCUUGUACAAGUAGUCUCUCCAGAGAAGGAAAGUUAAAGCCAUAAAAACAGAUAAUUAAGUUCCACGUGAAAAAAAAAAACACAAAGACUCACAUAAGAUAAGAUUUGUGGCCAAAGAGACGAGAAUUUAAAAAGGGAUAUAUGUUUGUUCAUAUAGGAAACAAAUGGUUUCCAUUGUCACAUAAUAAAGGCAAAAAAAUUACUC